GAAAGGUGAAACAUUCAUAUAGCUAUGACAAAUUACAAAUAAAUAAUCAAUAAAAUAUAAUGAAAAUUAAACAUUUCAAUAAACAAUUUAGUUUAAAAUCUAUUAAUACAACAGGAAAUAUUGAUAGAAUUGAAUUUACUUCAAUGUAUUCUGGACCACCAUUUGCUAUGGCUAGUAGACAAAUUGAAAAUGGUUUAUUAGAUUGUAAAGAAUUAUUAGAUUCAAAAAUGUUUUAUAAUAUAACCAAUUCAAUAAAUAACAAUUGUGGUACUAUAACAACUACUCCUACUCCUCCUCCUCCUCCUACUACUACUAAUAAUAAUAAUAGUAAAAAUAAUAAAAGUUAUCUAUCAUCUGGAAGUAAAUAUGAAUGUUACCAUCCACUUAUAUCAUCUAAUGAAGAACAAGUUUAUGAUAAUAAUAAUAAUUUAAAAUCUUUACCAAAACGUAAAUUAUUAACAAAACAAUAUAAAACAAUCGAUGUAUUAAUGAAACCUUCUAUAAAUGAUGAAUUAACAACCAUUAAAACAUCGAAUAAAUCUGUAGCAUUUAUUGAAUGUGGAAAUAAUAAAUUAGAUACUAUAGAAAAUGUAUAUCAUGAACCUGAAUAUAUACAAAUGAAAACUAAAAUGAAAUCAAUCUUUGAUAAUUUAUUACAUAAUAGAUUAUAUUCAUGUUGUAAAUCAAAUAUAAAGUAUAAUUUAUGUGCAAAUUUAUCUGAUUAUAUUCAUGCAAAUAAUAGACGUAAACAAAUGAUCAUAGUGAUUAUUGUAUUAUCGAUUUUAUUAUUGAUUAUUAUUAUUAUUACUAUGAUAAUAUUGUAUAAAUUAUAUGAUGAAUCAUCAAUUUCUCCAUAUACUUUGUCGACAUCAUCAUCAUCAUCAUCACCAUUACGAUUAUCAUCUGAGUUAUUCAAUCUAGAACCAUUACAAUCUACAUUGUCUACAUCAUUAGAACGAAUACCAAAUUUUAACAAACAACUUAAUACAUCUAAAGUUUCAUCUAUUAAUCCCAUUGAAAUCAAUAAUAAUAAUAAUAACAGUAAUGAUAACAGUAGUAGUACAGAUCAAAAAUGUAAAAUACAAAAAUUUUGUUUAAAUAUUAGUUGUUUACAAAUUGCUUCAAUUUUAGCUGAACGUUUAGGACGAUAUAAUCGACCGAAAAUUAUUAUAAAUCUAUUAAAUAAUCAAUGUUCAAUGGAAGAUAUUGAUGAAAUUAUUAAAAUAUUUUAUAUUGGUGAUGAAUUUCAUUUAGCAACUCAUGAAAAUAGUUUAUAUAAAUUUAAACAAAAACGUUUAUCCACAUUAUGGUCAUAUGUGAUGAAUGAAUUACAAGGAUAUAUUAUAGAAGAUAAAAAACGUCCAUUGUUUCUAUGGAUAGAAAAAUUAGCUUAUCUAUUUCAACAUUUAAUUGAUCAGCAUAUAUAUAAGAAGAAUAUAACAAAUAUAACUAUGAUAAAUACUACAACUAUGAUGGUUAAUAGUACUGAUGAUCAUAGAAGUACUAAUGUAGAUCAUAGUGACCAUAAAACGUUCGGGCAUAAUAAGGAUAAAGAUAUUGAUCAUGUUAAUUUAUUAUAUAAACCAUCCAAUAAUAAUAAUAAUAAUAAUAAUAAUAAUAAACAAUCAAUAAUUCAUGGAAAUUCCAGUUUAAUUUAUCAUUCCAUUCAAUUGAAUAAAACUAGAUUAAUUCAACCUAUUUUAACUAAUAAUGAAGUAUAUUCAUCAUUUAUAAGUUCAACAAUGAAAAUGAUUCAACCAAAUGAAUUAGAAACAACAAUUAAUAUGUCAUAUAAAACAGAAUUAGAACAAUUAAAUGAUUUAUUACAAUUAGGUAAUAUUGCAUUUCAUGGAUUAGACAACGUUCUUAUCAAUGUACAAUUAAAUUUACGUGUACCAUUAUUCUUUUCUGCAUGGAUAGAACGUUCUCAUACUCCUGGUUUAAUGGACUCACUUAUACCAAUGUUGGAUAAUUGUGAACAACCAGAGUUACCAACGUAUGAAGAGUUGGAAAAUUAUAUUAAAGAUAAAUCGAAAUUUUUUGUAACUCCCUCAUCGUCAAGAUUAUUCAAUACAUCACCUCUGGAUAGCUUAGCAUCAUCAUCAUCAUCAUCGUCGUCGUCGUCGUCAACACCGUUUCUAUGGAAUCGUGUUCAUGAAUUACAUAACUACAUUCAUCAUCUUGGUAAAUUAGCUUGGAAAGCAAGAUAUUCAAAUAUUGCAGACCAAUAUCUUUCAGAUGGAUCAUCUAAAUAUCUAAACUUUUCUGGAGUUCUACCUGUUUUAUAUAAACUUCAAAAGUUAAAUCAUCACAGCCAAAUCAAUAGAACAAAUGCUCACAAAAUGACUAUACGUGAAUUAAUGCAAAUUACACAGCAUACUAUCAACUUUCCACGUUAUCUGGGUAAAUUAACUUCACGGAAUCAUUUGACUGUAAUGCCUAGAGAUAUGCAAGUGUGGGUUACUAAUAUUGACUAUUAUGAUAAAUUGGGUCGAGUGUUACAACAAACAUCGUUUAGUGAGUUACAAGACUAUAUUACAUUUGCAAUACUUCACAAAUAUGGAGGAUACGUUGAUCAAGAAACUGCACAAUUAAAGAAUAAAUUUCUAAAACCAUAUGCAGAAAGCCUUGGAAUUGAUCAAGUUUCUUAUUGGCCAUUUUUGUUAGAUUUAGCUUCACCAGGGUUACAACAAAUUCUUCAAAGUCGAUGGAGUUCCAUUCAACUCAGUCAUGCAAUUAAACAAUUUCAGAACGAAAUCUUAACUCCUGUACAAUCGAUAAUGAUUAAGUUGUUAAAUAGAUCAAUGCCUGGAACAACAAAAUGUUAUCAGUUAUUAAAUAAGAUAAGUAGUAUGAAAAUUCAACUCAUGUCGUAUAAUGGUCAUGAUUCGAUGGGAGAUUUUUAUUCUGAGUUAAAAAUUCAAUCGAAACAAAGUCUAUUAAUACAAUUAGUUCAAUUUAAUAAUUUUUUAUCACAAAAAGCAAUAUCUACUGAUUUGUCUAAAUUAAUUCCAGAUCUUGGUCUUAGUUCUGGAGGUAGUAAACUUUUUCAGUAUAUCCCCAAUUCUAAUAUAUUAGAAAUUUCACUUCUAUUGUUACAAUGGCCUUAUUUUAUGCCAGAUUUAUCAAUACCCAGAUAUUUAAAUGUUGGAUAUUUAUGGUAUUCAGUGACAAAAAUUAUAUCAGCUUUACUUACUAAUGAGAGAUGCUUGGAUGUAAGCAUUUUCUAUCAAGGUGAACAUGAUGAAUUUGACCAAUAUGUACGGAAAUUCCUCCUGGAUUCAAAGUUCAUGGAUCAAUGGCUAACAUGGUCUAAAACACCAAAAGUCUUUAAAUCAAUUUUAGCUAUUGAGAUCACAGGUAGAAUAUAUAAAGAUUAUUUAUCGAUCAAUCAUCAUAAUCAACCAGAUUCUAAUUUACCAGGAAUAUUCCUUACACAGAAAGAAUUAUUUUACCAGUGGAUAUUUCAACUAAUCUGUCCUGGAUUCGAUUAUGCUAAUAUUAUAACGCAUAAUAAUGUUUUACUACAUAGUAUAGAAGAAUGUGAUAUAAUUCGUACAGCUUUGAAAUUAUCACCGACAUUUAGAUGGUUUAUGGAAUGUUCAUGAAAAUAACUCAACAAUAACAACAAUAACAACAAAACUUAUUUUUAUAUAUUCUUUAAAAAUCCAAAGCUUUAAUGGAUGGAUGGAUGGAUGGAUACCUAACCAGAACAGAAAUUGUAAAUAAUAACUUUUUAGAAAAACGAAAAAUAUCAUAAUCUUAUCGAGUUUAUCAUGAUUCUGAUUUGAAGAAACAUUCUAAUAUGAAAUUCACAUCAAUCAACUUUUACUUUGAACUAAUCAUGUAUUGUAUUCAUCUAUUAAUUUUCAGGUUAAUAACAAUUAAUUGUACAAGUUUAUAAUAAAAUCAAGUUUCUAUUAUUAAUUCAAUUAAUCAUAGACUUGUAAGAAAUACCAGAUUAUAAUGAUUUAAAGUGAAAGCAUCGUUGAAUCAUUAAAUUCAAUAUUAUUGAUUAAUUGGAUUAAAUAAUAAUUGAUUUUUUUUCUUUUUGGAACUGAAAUUCAAUCAGUUUACCAUGAUAUAAUCAAUAAAAUCUUCUCAAUGGGAUUUAAUUAAAUCAUGUUAAAAUCAAGUCCCGAUUUUUCAUCAGGUUUGUCUUAAUGAAAGAAUAAAUAUAUGUGGUGAAUCCGCUAAUCAAAUCACAUGAAUAUAUCAUUUAUCUUGUAAACAACUGAAACCAAUUCAAUCUAAGGCUUUGUAAAUUUAUUUAAAAAAUUUCAUAUACAAGUCUACCAAACAGAAUCAAUUCGAUAGUUCAUUAUCUUCUUGAACAAACAAACAAUAAACUGCUAACUACUUGGAACAUAAAGAUUAGAAUAUUGUGUAAAUCAGUAGUAUAAAAAAGUUUCAUUUUUCCUCAGACAAAUUCUUUGCAUAAUGAUUUCAUUUAUGUCUAUUAAUAUCACAAUAGAAAAAACAUAAAAUAUUGUAUAUAUACACGGAAACAAAAACAAAGAAUUCGUUACACAUUAAUAAAAACAAAAUCCGUC
Molecule: messenger RNA, 4553 nt
Organism: Schistosoma margrebowiei
Lineage: Eukaryota; Metazoa; Platyhelminthes; Trematoda; Strigeidida; Schistosomatidae
Source: the annotation of a GenBank genome assembly